AUGCCCGCUGCACAGAUCCUCAUCGUGGGAGCCGGCGUGACAGGCUCCAUGCUGGCCUUGCUCGCCAAGGACAUGGGCCUCUCCGUGCGCGUGCUGGAGAAAUCGCGUGGUGCUGGCGGCCGGAUGGCGACCUACGGCUACCGCCAUGGUGAUCGGUCCUCCCCAUUGCUUGCACAAGCAGAUCUUGGGGCACAGUACAUUACGACCAGAAGCUCGCCAGACCAUCCAGUUCUGGGUCCGCUCUACAAGCGCCUUCUCGAUGCCGGUGUCCUGAAGCCUUUUACCGCUGAGAUUGCAGGUCCAAAUCCGUAUGGAGCUGCAAGUUCAGAUGUGCGACACUUUACAGCUCCGAACGGAUUGAAAUCCGUCUCGCAGUAUCUUCUGGAGUCAUCAGGUGUGCCCGUAGAUUGGGGAGUAGCGGUGGACGACUUGACCUUGUCUGAGGCCGGGGACGUCUCCGUGUCAGUCAAGGAGGGGUCGCUGCCUGCAGACGCUGCGACAGCCAGCGUCGUGGUGUUGACACAGCCCCCGCCACAAGUCUUGGGGGCCAGCAAGUUUGGAAUGCGUGGCAGCUUUCUGCAGCACACACCAGAGACGGUCUCGACAAGCCUCAAGAAGGUGGAGUACUCCUCGCGCUUUGCCGUGGCAUACUUCUUUGACAAAUCUAAAGUUACUUGGCCUUUCACCUGGACUUGCCAGUACUUUGACAAAGGCGACGUCCGCUAUGUGGCGCAUGAUUCAGCAAAACGACACUCCACACACGAGACAAUGAUCUCGGUGCUGGUACACAGCGGGGUUCCUCUGGGCAUCGAACUUCAGGAUGAGGAGGACCCCUUCCCAACGGCCGCUGCACGGCUGCAGCGCGACCUCGAGGCGAAGCUGCCUGAGCUGCCUUGGGCUGGAGCAGAGGGAUCGAAGGUCCACAAGUGGAAGUACAGCCAGGUCUACAAAGGCUUUGGUGGUGCAAGGCUUGCACCUGACUGGGCCUGGAACGUGGAGGAAGCCAAGGAGGCAGCCCCUGGCUGCGUCCCCCUCUUCCGGACAGACAAGUCCCUCGGCCUUCUUUGCGGAGAUGCCAUGGCUCCUGCGGGCAAUUUCGAGGGAUGCGUUUACAGCGCACACAAAGCCGCAGAAGCCUUGCGCGAGCACUUCUGCAAGAGCGUUAUGUAUGUGUGGUUCGAUGCCCUCAUCAACUACCUCAGCGGCAUCGACUGGAUCGAUCCCAAGAAACCGCUGAGCAGAUUCUGGCCUGCUAACAUGCACAUCGUCGGCAAGGAUAUCCAUUGGUUCCACACGGUUAUCUGGCCUGCGAUGCUGAUGAGCGCAGGAACUCCACUGCCUAAAAGCGUGGUUGUGCAUGGUUUCAUUGCUGGCGCUGAUGGCCGCAAGAUGUCCAAAAGUCUGGGGAACGUCGUGGACCCGCAUGACAUGCUGGACAAGUUUCCCUGUGACACCCUGCGAUGGUACUUCUGCCGUGAGGCGGCCUUCGGCGACGAUGUCAGGUUCAGUGAGGACUCCCUACGCCUGAUGCACAACGCCGAACUCUGCGACAACCUGGGAAAUUUGGUGAAUCGUGCGGUGAACCUCAGCGGCGGCUCCGUGCCCCGCUGUGACGUCGAGGUGUCCCUCCCUUUCGACCUCAAAGAGCUGAAAGCCUCGGUCUCCGAGGCCUUCGAAGCCUACCGGCUUUCGGACGCGGCCGACCUCACGGUCCGGGCGGCAGCGGCGACGAACAAGUGGAUCGCGGACCUCGAGCCCUGGAAGAUGAAGGCCCACACCUCGGCUGGGACCGGGGUUCAGAGCAGCGCAGCAGGGAGCUUUGCCCAUGGCCAGGCAGAGGAUCAGCAGGCACGAAGGAGUGCAUGCCUCCGCAAGCUGCUGGAGGCGGUCUACGUUUUGGCCCACUUCUUUGCGCCCUUCAUCCCUGUGGCUGCAGAGGCGAUCUUCGCGAAAGUGGGACAGCCGCCAAGGCCCAUCGCCGACUUGCGCGAUGACUUUGCCAACCUCGAGGAUGGCAAGGAGGUCAAGGCCACCUCCUUGCUCUUCGAAGUGCUGGAGGUGAAGAAGGCACGAAACCCUUCCGGUCCUCCCUCCCUCCCCUGA
Molecule: messenger RNA, 2103 nt
Organism: Symbiodinium sp. CCMP2456
Lineage: Eukaryota; Dinophyceae; Suessiales; Symbiodiniaceae
Source: the annotation of a GenBank genome assembly